AAAUUUGAGAGACCUUAUGUAACGAAGAAAUCACUUAGUACGUCUGCCUGAAGAGCUGGCAGAGUUGCCUUUGAUACGGUUAGACUUCUCAUGCAAUAAAAUUACAGCCAUCCCUGUUUGUUACCGGAACCUUAGACACCUACAGGUGAUCACCCUAGAUAACAAUCCACUACAGUCACCUCCUGCACAGAUAUGUAUAAAAGGCAAAAUCCACAUAUUUAAAUACCUGAACAUACAAGCUUGUAAGAUUGCUCCAGACCUCCCAGAUUAUGAUAGGAGACCCUUGGGUUUUGGCUCCUGAAUUUCAGAUAAGAGGAACUAAACACCAUGAAGAACUAUACUCUAGUCGCCCUUAUGGAGCCCUUGAUUCAGGUUUCAAUAGUGUUGACAGCGGUGAUAAGAGAUGGUCAGGGAAUGAGCCUACAGAUGAAUUUUCAGAUCUGCCUCUCCGAGUAGCAGAGAUCACUAAAGAACAAAGACUGCGGAGAGAAAGCCAGUAUCAAGAGAAUCGCAGCAGUUUGACAGUGACAAAUGGUGGAGUGGAGCAUGAUCUGGAUCAAAUUGACUACAUUGACAGCUCCACUGCAGAAGAAGAGGAUGAGGUGAGACAACCCAAGGGCCUGGACUCAGACAGUCUCAGUUCCCAGUUCAUGGCCUAUAUUGAACAACGGCGAAUCUCUCAUGAGGGUUCACUAAUAAGGCCAGUUGCCAUUAGGGAGUUUCAAAAAACAGAAGACAUGAGAAGAUAUUCACAUCAAAACAGAGUUCCAAUUGAAGCAUCUUCUCUCUCGCCACUAUCACCAAGUCACAAUCAGCUUUCACAUGCAGACUUGGAACUUCAUCGGAGAAGAGAACAAUUAGUAGAGCGCACUCGAAGAGAGGCACAGCUUGCGGCCCUGCAGUAUGAGGAGGAAAAAAUAAGGACCAAGCAGAUUCAGAGAGAUGCUGUCCUAGACUUUGUCAAGCAAAAAACAACACAAAGUCCACAAAAACAACAACCCCCUAUAGAUAGUGAGUGUCCCCUCCCAUCCAGAAGGUCUCAGCACACUGAUGAUAGUGCCUUGUUAGUGUCGCUGUCUGGGUUGAAUCAAGUGGGCUACGCUGCUACCCUGCCUCAUUCUUCUGCCUUCACACCUCUUAAGGUAUCUCUUAUUACAGUAAUUCACCAGGAAAUUUGGGGAGGAAGUGUACAGAGUGAUGACAGAUCUAAUGCCACAUCAAGUUUACCUACGACAGAAACAGUUCGUCAUUCCACUGAAUAUUCUUUUCCUGCUGCUAUCCAGAGAAAUCAGCCCCUCCGCCCUGAAAGUUUCCUUUUCCGAGCAGCUGUUAGGGCGGAAACAAAUAAAGGUCAUCCUUUACCCCUUCUCCCAGCUGCUGCACCUACCACUGAUUCUACAGAUCCCACAACAAGACAGAGAGAAGAAGAGCUGAAAUUAAUAGAUCAACUACGUAAACAUAUUGAGUACCGGUUAAAAGUGUCUCUGCCUUGUGACCUUGGAGCAGCUCUAACUGAUGGCGUUGUUCUUUGCCAUUUGGCCAAUCAUGUGCGACCUCGAUCUGUCCCAAGCAUUCAUGUUCCCUCACCAGCUGUGCCUAAAUUAACAAUGGCCAAAUGCAGGCGAAAUGUGGAGAAUUUCCUUGAAGCUUGCAGAAAAAUUGGUGUACCUCAGGAGCAAUUAUGUUUGCCUCUCCACAUUUUAGAAGAGAAAGGUUUGAGCCAGGUUGCAGUGACGGUCCAGGCUCUAAUGGAACUUGCCCCACCCAAACAGCAGCAGCAGCACCAACCUUGGGCAUAACCUGGCCAAAACAAGGAGCAGGACAACUCGAUGCUGCUGCCAGCCAUUUGCUCAAACAAAGCUCUUAUGUGUUCUUAGAUGGGACUGUUUCCACGAUUCCUACCAGGAAUGUUUUGCUUCAUUUCUCCAUUUUAGGGGAGGUUAAAUCCAUUUCCAUUGAAUUUUUUUAUGAAGACAUGGUUGGAUUUCUCAACUGAAACUUCUCAUUACUGAGAAUCCAGCACCGAAGCCUCAACUGUCUGUGCUUUUUAGAGAGUAGGCUUAGUUUACACGACAGAACGAAUACCUUCCCUCUUAGAGACACUGAUGUGCUGUUAUCUUUACCAAGACAUCAGGUUCACUGAUUUCUAAACAGUUAUGCUUUGGACUCUCCUGGAACAUUUGUAAAAAGACAAAUUUGUAUUCAGUAGGUCUGGGGUGGGGCCUGGGAAUCUGCAUUUUCACCUGUAUCCCAGUGUUUUUCAGGUAGUGGAGACCACUGUUCCAAGCCAGACAUUUGUGUAAUUUGAAAGAGUACUGUCCUUGCUGCAUUUUUUUCAGCCACACUGAAAAUGAAAAGCUCUAUUACAAUUACUUGGACUGUUCUGUCAAAGGGAAAACAAAAAUAUAGAAGGCGAGGGCUUUGCAUAGCAAAAUAGAGAAAGCGAUACAGUUGUACUUAAAGUCUGUGUUCUAGGCUUUUGUAGAGGACAGUUCUGUGGUAUCCUGCUAUUAUCUAAACGUAAACAAGCACUCUACACACAGGCUCCGGGUCCAUAAGCUGUAAUAUGCACUAUGCUGCACCAUUUGCAUGCACCUCAGUGAGGCACCCUCGUCCCCCCCCCAGGCUGCUCUCAGGACACCUGGACCUGAAAACACAUUCCAGUCACAGCAGAGACACUUCCAGUUCCCUGACCAGUGGAAGAUUAUGAAAACGAAGCAAAAGGGAUUGAAAGAAAAGCCAGGUUUCUCAUAUUUCUUUCAGGUAACUAACUGACAGUUUCCAUGGGUAGAUGAAAGCUUUUACAGCUUCUUAAGAACAGCCCCUCAUAGAGCUCCACCACUAGUGCCUUAUGUAUCCAGUUGUGGGUGGAGAAAAAGGGCCAAGGGCUUACACAACACAAAGCCAGGAGUCUAUUCAAGUUUAAACCAUAUGAGAUUGUCUUCCCCAAAUUAUGAACCUUUUUUAGUUGUCAGUGAUAUCUUUUGAUUUUCACUGUCUUUGUAAACCAAAUAAGAGUGAGAUACUAGUUAUAUAGUUGGGUUUUGAUGGUUUUUUUUUUUCUCCUAUAGUUAACUGUUCUGAUUUUCUUUACCAAUGCAUGCAUUUCAGCAUAAUGUCAUCCUCUUUUUACCAUGUAAAUGCAGCAUCUAAAAGUAGCUUUGGACAAAAGUCAUUUUGAGCACCUGGUCAAAAUAACGCUUUCUCCUUCUUCCUGCAGAGAAACAUGUACAUUAGAACAUUACCACUUUGUCCAAGUUUAAAAUUACAUAGCACAACAUCCAGGCCCAAAGCCCAAUCCUUCGGGGUCUUCACUAGCAAAAGUAAAAUGUCUUACAAAUUCUAGAGCCAGACCUCAUUAUACUUACAAUUCCAAACAAACAGACCUAUCAGCCAUAUAACUUGCUUAGGAUUUAGCUGUGCAUAUUUCUGAACUAUAGGUAUUGUCCUUCUAGUCAAUAUUCAACCUUGGUGCAAUCUCUAUUACAGAUUUUAAUAUAUUAUGUGAGGAAAUCAUUCAGAACAUACGACAUAAUGCAACACCGAGAAUAUCUGCAACUAAUUUUUCCAUAGGAAUAAGUGGAAAUUUCAACUUAUUUCAAAAUUGUGCAUAAUAUGAAACAAUGUAUUUUUUAUCAAACUAGUUCAAAUUUGUAAUUGAAUUGUUGGAAAAAUUUUGUGUACAAUUUUGGUUGAUGAUAGUGAAUGAAAAUUACCAUAUGUGUUGAUUUUUUUCUAUGUCAGCAUAUAACAUGAUUUGUUGGAGAAUUUUUAUAUUCAGUGUUUCAUGUUAUCUUUUUUUUAAAAAACUGGAAAGAGCAAUUCGGUUUGACAUUUAGCUUUGUAGACUCCCAAUAUAUGAUGAAGAUGACCUUGUCUCAGUUGCCCUUGACCUGAAGCCAGAUCAAAGUGUGAUCUGGCUAAGUGCCCAUCCACUGGGUGUGGCCCCUGCCACCUACAGACUUAUAUCAGCAGUUUCCAGGCUUUCAAAUCUGUCUCCUUAGCACUUCAAGCCAGUAUUCUCUUGUAAUAAGCAAGUCUGGAAACCGCUCAUGGGAGGAGAGGAUUUUGCAUCUGUCUAGAACACAGACGAGGAAAAAGCUUAGUACUAGGUCACUUUCCUUAAUAGCUUUUUAAAUACACCCUUCCACCUAGUCAAGGAGUCUCUAAUUUCUCUCUAUAGUCAGCAGUGACUAAUGAUGUGUGCCUGUGCUGAUGAGUCUGAUGAGUUUUUCAGAACUAAGUGCUCAAAUGGUUACAGAAAUGAAGGAAAACAUGGAUAUUAAGAAGCUUUUUACAUACAUGUUGCAGAGGUUUACAGCAGAUUUCCUUUUGCUUCUGGAAAUGUUGUGAACAUGUAAUUAGUAAAAGAUUUUGUAAAACAUUGUCCUAUACUGUAUGUCUGUAAAUAUAAGUUCUAACUAUAAAUAUGUCAAUAUCAUGUAUGUUAUUUUGAAUUGCCUGUAUGCCACCUGACAUGACAUUAAAAUAAAAG
Molecule: messenger RNA, 4495 nt
Organism: Castor canadensis (American beaver)
Lineage: Eukaryota; Metazoa; Chordata; Mammalia; Rodentia; Castoridae
Source: RefSeq, a predicted model, not a curated record